AUGCAGCACUAUGGAGUGAACGGUUACUCCCUUCAUGCCAUGAACUCACUGAGCGCCAUGUACAACCUGCAUCAGCAGGCAGCUCAGCAAGCCCAACACGCCCCCGAUUACAGACCCUCAGUGCACGCCCUCACUCUGGCAGAGAGACUGGCCGGCUGUACAUUUCAAGACAUCAUUUUGGAGGCACGUUAUGGAUCCCAGCAUCGCAAACAAAGGCGAAGUCGCACGGCUUUCACAGCCCAACAGCUGGAGGCCCUGGAGAAGACCUUCCAGAAGACUCAUUAUCCAGAUGUGGUGAUGAGAGAGCGGCUGGCUAUGUGCACAAAUCUACCUGAAGCCAGAGUACAGGUUUGGUUCAAGAAUCGGAGGGCCAAAUUCCGGAAGAAGCAGCGCAGCCUGCAGAAGGAGCAGCUGCAGAAGCAAAAGGACUGUGAAGGGAGCCACAGCGAAGGAAAGACAGAGGCACCUGUACUGGAGACCCAGGCCACCACCCCAGAGGCCGAAAAGGCCCAGAACCUCCCAAGUGAGGUAAGCGUGGAGCUCAACCUAACCCUUUCAGAGCAGUCGGCCAGCGAAUCAGCACCUGAGGACCAGACAGACAGAGAGGAGGAGUUCAAGACCACCUUGGAAGAGGCUAAAGCAGACAAGAGUCCUGGUGUGGAUGGCAAGGCUUUGAACUGCAAGAGAGCAAGCCCAAAAGCAGAGUCUCCUCUCAGUGCAACUGUGACGCCUUCAUCCAGCAGCAGCCUGGCUCAGACCCACUCCUACUCCUCUUCGCCUCUGAGCCUCUUCCGCCUGCAGGAGCAAUUUCGCCAGCACAUGGCGGCAACCAACAACUUGGUGCAUUACUCCUCCUUUGAAAUGGGGACACCGUCUGCCAUGCCCUACUUGGGCAUGAAUGUCAACAUGGCGCCGCUGAGCUCUCUGCACUGUCAGUCUUACUACCAGUCACUCUCCCACGCUCAGCAGGUCUGGUCCUCACCCAUCCUGCAGGCCUCCAACUCCCUUCCAAGCCUGAACAGUAAAACGACAAGUAUUGAGAACCUCAGGCUCCGGGCAAAGCAGCACGCAGCUUCCCUUGGGCUUGACACUCUACCCAACUGA
Messenger RNA from Struthio camelus australis, 1104 nucleotides. The record is from RefSeq and is a predicted model, not a curated record. NCBI's taxonomy places the organism in Eukaryota, Metazoa, Chordata, Aves, Struthioniformes, Struthionidae.